AUGAGCUGCUAUACGAAUAGUUCGUGUCCAUCGCCUACAACUGGUGCUGCUUCCCAAAUAUUCUCCUCGGCAUUACAGUUCUUCGCAGCUGCACAAUGUCUUAUAACCGAAGAUUGGCCUUCCAGCGCCAAAGUUGUUGACAAUGAAAAAUACGAUUUCAUAAUUGUGGGGGCAGGAACAUGUGGAUCUAUAGUUGCCAACAGACUUAGUGAGAUUGGAGACUGGAAAAUAUUACUGUUGGAAGCUGGUGAUAAUCCACCAGUGGAAAGCAUCAUAAUUGCUUUGGAUAGACAAGUAUAUGGUUCAAAAUAUGAUUGGGGAUAUGUAACUGAAAAUAAUGGAAUUACAAGCCAAGGUUUUGUAAAUGGAGAAGUGCAAUGGCCUAGAGGGAAAAUGCUCGGUGGAAGCAGCGGUAUAAAUGGAAUGAUUUACAUUAAGGGAAACUUUAAAGAUUACAAAAGGUGGUAUGAUGCAGGAAAUGAGGAAUGGCAUCCGAAAGUUGUAGAAAAAUAUUUUAUAAAAGCAGAAAAUCUUCAAGAUACUGAACUAUUAAAAUCCGCUGAGGUUAGAAAAAAUUACGGAACAAGAGGGCCUCUAAUAAUAAAUUCAUUUAACGUAACAUCAAGGCGCAUUGCAGAUAAAAUAAUAGAAGCCUGGGAUGAGAUUGGAUUCAAAAAAGUUUUGGAUGUUAGUAAUCUUAACAACUUACGAGGAUCUGGAAGGUUUAGGGCAUCUGCUGCUAGUGGUACAAGAGAAAGUACGGCUAAAGCAUAUCUAAAUCCAAUAAAAAAUAGAAAAAACCUUUACAUUGUUAAGAAUGCUCUUGUUACCAAGGUUUUAAUAAACAAUAAAACUAAGGAGGUAUUUGGUGUAUCUGUAGAAAUUCAUGGAAAAAAAUUCACUUUUUAUGCAAACAAGGAAGUCAUUUUAAGUGCAGGUUCAAUUAAUACACCGCAGUUGUUGAUGUUGUCUGGAGUUGGACCACGGGAACAUCUUAUUUCAAAGAAUAUUUUUUGUAAAGUAAACUCUUGCAUGGUUGGUGAAAAUUUACAAGAUCAUGGUAUAGUACUUGUUCCUGUAUUUGGUAAAGAGCCGGAAGACCAAACGACAGCAGAAAAAAGUUUUGCUGCCAUACAAUAUCUUUACAAUCGUGAAGGGUACUUAGGUGGUAAAAGUACCCCGGACGUUUCAGCAUUUUAUUCAGAAUGUGCCAACCAAACAUAUCCACAAUUUCAAAGCGUUCCUCUUCUUUUCGGUAAAAAUUCGUCAUCAGUGCGUGAAUUUUAUAACACUAUCAAAGUGAAACCUUCAGUGAUAGAAUCAAUAGUGAAACAAAACAUUAACAAUGCUUUGUAUAUUUUUCGAUUUAUUUUGUUACAUCCUUUUUCUAAAGGAAACAUUAAGUUGCGUUCAAAUGAUCCAAAACAAUAUCCUAUUAUUUACGCUAAUUAUUUUAAAGAUCCAAGGGACUUAGAUGCAGCCGUAGUCGGAAUUAAAAUGCUGACUAAAAUCGUGAAUACUAAAUAUUUCAAAUCGAUUGGUGGAUUUUUAGGCAGAAUAGACUGACCUCCUUGUAAUAAAUUCGUACUCGACACCAAUGAAUAUUGGAGAUGCAUAGCUUUGAAUUUUAUCACCACCGUGUAUCAUCCAACAGGUACUACGAGAAUGGGACGUAAUAUAAACGUGUCUGUUGUCGACAGCAGACUAAGAGUUCAUGGUCUUAAAAAACUUCGCAUAAUAGACGCAGGUGUAAUGCCAUUUACAGUCAGUGCAAAUACCAACGCUCCAAGUGUGAUGGUGGGUGAAAGAGGAGCAGAUUUGGUUAAAGAAGAUUACAGAAAGUGUCCUUCAGGACGAUGUCCAUGUUAAUAAAAAGUUAUGAAUACGUUGAAAAAGUAAAUUAAUAAUUAAAAAUCUAACGCCAAGAAAAGUAGAAUUACAUUUAUCUAGUGAGACUAAAAAGAGUUAGUUGAAAUUAAA
Messenger RNA from Bombyx mandarina (wild silkworm), 1980 nucleotides. Its product is annotated as ecdysone oxidase. Gene Ontology annotation, molecular function: oxidoreductase activity, acting on CH-OH group of donors; flavin adenine dinucleotide binding. The record is from RefSeq and is a predicted model, not a curated record. NCBI's taxonomy places the organism in Eukaryota, Metazoa, Arthropoda, Insecta, Lepidoptera, Bombycidae.